GAUGGAACACCGAGGCACCGACGGAAUGCUCCGAAUUGCCACAUAAUCCCCUGGAACGGCCGCGCCGCACGCCAUUGGCUUCUCCCUCGUCGCCGCGCCGCCGCCGCCGCCGUCUCCCACCUCGGGCUCACCGCCUCGCUCUCGUGCCGCUGCCUCCGGAGCUGGGGGGGAAGCGCGAAGCCCCACUGCAAUGGAGCCCGCCGCCGCGGCUACGGCGCAGCGACUCCCAGAGACCAGCAGGGAGGACCGAGCUCCGGCUCCGGCUCCGGCCCCGGCUCCGGCGGCGGCGGCGGCGGCGGCGGCGGCGGCCGGGGGCGGCCGGAGCCCGGAGCCCGCGCUGCCCCUGGCGGCCCCGGCCGGCGGGGCGCGGAAAGAGGCCCCCGGCGAGGCGCUGCCGGGCCGGGCGGGAGGCGCUGGGCGGCGGCGGCGGCGCGGCGCGCCCCAGCCCACCGCCGGCGGGGCUGCCCCGGGGCCGGGGGCCGGCGGCGGCGCUAACUCCCUCCUGCUGCGGAGAGGGCGGCUGAAAAGGAAUCUGUCCGCCGCCGCCGCCGCCUCGUCGUCCUCCUCGUCGUCGUCGUCGUCGUCGUCGUCGUCGUCGUCCUCGGCCGCCGCCGCCUCGCACUGCCCCGGCGCCGCCGGCCUCUCGGCGCCCUGCUCGGCCUCGGCGUCGCUGUGCACCCGGAGCCUGGACAGGAAGACGCUGCUCCUGAAGCACCGGCAGAUGCUGCAGCUGCAGCCGUCGGACCGGGACUGGGUGAGGCAGCAGCUCCAGCGGGGCUGCGUGCACGUGUUCGACCGCCACCUGGCCUCCACCUACCUGCGCCCGGUGCUGUGCACGCUGGACACCACGGCCGGCGAGGUGGCCGCCCGCCUCCUGCAGGUGGGCCACAAGGGCGGCGGCGUGGUGAGGGUGCCGGGCAGGGCCCCCGCGGCCCCGCGGCCUCCAGCCCGCCCCAGCCCCCGACCGGGAGGCUGCGCCGCCCCCGCCGCCGUCGGGGACCCGUCCGCUGCGCGCCCACCGCGGACCUUGCCGCUUGCCCGCGGCCCCAGUCGGGCGGAACGCGCCGCGCCUCCCGCGCCAGCCCCCGCGCCGUCGGACUCCAGCCCGGGGAGGCCGGGCGCCGGCGGGCCCUGGACGGCGCGGCGGCGGGGCGCGGCCUCCGACACCGAGAGCUUCAGCCUGAGCCCCAGCGCCGAGAGCGUGUCGGACCGGCUGGACCCCUACAGCAGCGGCAGCGGCUCCUCGUCGUCGUGCGAGGAGCUGGAGGGUGACCCGGCCCCGGCCCCGGCCCCGGCCCCGGCCCCGGCCCUGGCCCUGCCCGGCCGCUGCGCGCAGCCCCGGCCGCCCUCCCCGACGGCCUCCCCGCCGCCGCUGCAGCCGAAAGGCCCGCGGGGCGUCGACGGCCCGGGAGGGGCCGCCCGCGACCGGCCUCGGGAGGAGAAGGCGGCGGCAGCCGCGGCCCCGGGCCGCCCCCCGAGCGCGCCGGAGAAGGCGCCGCCGCCGCCCACCCUGUACGUGCAGCUCCACGGGGAGGCCACCCGGCGCCUGGAGGCCGACGAGAAGCCGUUGCAGAUCCAGAAUGACUACCUCUUCCAGCUGGGGUUUGGGGAGUUGUGGAGGGUGCAGGAGGAGGGCAUGGACUCGGAGGUCGGCUGCCUCAUCCGCUUCUACGCAGGAAAACCUCACAGCACCGGUAGCUCUGAACGGAUUCAGCUCUCAGGAAUGUAUAAUGUCCGUAAAGGCAAAAUGCAGUUGCCAGUGAACCGAUGGACCAGACGCCAAGUCAUCCUGUGUGGGACCUGCCUAAUAGUAUCAUCUGUGAAAGACAGCUUGACCGGAAAGAUGCAUGUUUUGCCACUAAUUGGUGGAAAAGUAGAAGAAGUGAAAAAGCACCAGCACUGUUUAGCAUUUAGCUCCUCUGGACCCCAAAGCCAGACCUACUACAUUUGUUUUGAUACAUUCACAGAGUAUUUAAGGUGGCUUCGACAAGUCUCCAAGGUUGCAUCACAGCGCAUUAGCUCAGUGGACCUCUCAUGUUGUAGCCUGGAGCAUCUGCCUGCCAACCUCUUCUACAGCCAAGACCUCACUCAUCUCAACUUAAAACAAAACUUCCUAAGGCAAAAUCCCUGCCUGCCAACUGCCAGGGGGCUCAACGAACUGCAAAGGUUCACCAAGUUGAAGAGUCUUAAUCUUUCCAAUAAUCAUUUAGGAGAAUUUCCGUUAGCCGUCUGCAAUAUUCCAACCUUGACCGAGCUGAACGUGUCCUGCAAUGCUCUUCGAGCAGUCCCAGCAGCCGUCGGAGUUAUGCACAACUUACAGACAUUUUUGCUGGAUGGAAACUUUCUCCAGGCGCUUCCUCCUGAGUUGGAGAACAUGCAUCAGCUUAGUUAUCUUGGUCUUUCUUUCAAUGAAUUCACUGACAUUCCAGAGAUUUUGGAGAAAUUGACUGCUGUGGAUAAACUUUGUAUGUCUGGAAACUGUAUGGAGACCCUGAGGCUAGAAGCUUUAAGAAAAAUGCCUCACAUUAAACAUGUGGAUCUAAGACUGAACGUAAUUAGGAAGCUAAUAGCAGAUGAAGUGGACUUUCUCCAGCAUGUCACUCAGCUUGAUCUGCGUGACAAUAAGCUUGGUGAUCUAGAUGCCAUGAUUUUCAAUAACAUUGAAGUUCUACACUGUGAAAGGAAUCAGCUGGUGACAUUAAACAUCUGUGGCUAUUUCCUAAAAGCGCUCUAUGCUGCUUCUAAUGAACUUGUUCAACUGGAUGUUUACCCAGUUCCAAAUUAUCUGUCCUACAUGGAUGUUUCACGGAACUGCUUAGAAAACGUGCCUGAGUGGGUAUGUGAAAGCCGAAAGCUAGAAGUUUUGGAUAUUGGCCAUAAUCAAAUAUGUGAACUUCCUGCACGCUUAUUUUGUCACAGCAGUCUCCGGAAGCUGCUGGCUGGACAUAACCAGCUGACAAGGCUACCUGAAAGGCUAGAAAGGACCUCAGUGGAGGUCUUGGAUGUGCAACACAACCAGCUCCUGGAGCUGCCACCGAACCUUCUCAUGAAGGCCGACAGCCUGAGAUUCCUGAAUGCCUCUGCAAACAAACUGGAAACCCUUCCUCCAGCCACUCUUUCUGAAGAGACGAACAGCAUCUUACAGGAGUUAUAUUUGACAAAUAACAACCUCACAGAUAAAUGUGUGCCCUUGUUAACAGGACACCCUCAUCUGAAGAUCCUUCACAUGGCCUAUAACCGACUACAAAGUUUUCCAGCAAGCAAAAUGGCAAAGCUGGAAGAACUUGAAGAAAUUGACAUCAGUGGAAAUAAACUAAAAGCUAUCCCGACAACCAUCAUGAAUUGCCGGCGCAUGCACACCAUGAUUGCUCACUCUAAUUGCAUUGAAGUCUUUCCUGAAGUUAUGCAGCUCCCAGAAAUCAAGUGCGUGGACCUGAGCUGUAAUGAGCUAAGUGAAGUCACUUUACCCGAAAACCUGCCUCCAAAACUUCAAGAACUAGACCUGACUGGAAACCCCCGACUUGCCCUCGAUCACAAGACCCUGGAACUGCUGAAUAAUAUCCGCUGUUUCAAGAUUGAUCAACCUUCAACAGGAGAUGCAUCUGGAGCCCCAGCUGUAUGGAGCCAUGGCUACACUGAAGCCUCAGGGGUGAAAAACAAGUUGUGCGUUGCAGCCCUGUCGGUGAACAACUUCUGCGACAACCGGGAGGCCCUCUAUGGGGUGUUUGAUGGAGACCGUAAUGUGGAGGUGCCCUACCUUCUCCAGUGCACUAUGAGUGACAUUUUGGCUGAAGAGCUGCAGAAAACAAAAAAUGAAGAAGAAUACAUGGUCAAUACGUUCAUUGUUAUGCAAAGGAAACUUGGAACAGCCGGACAGAAACUUGGAGGUGCUGCUGUCCUCUGUCAUAUCAAGCAUGACCCUGUGGACCCAGGAGGAUCCUUCACCUUGACCUCUGCUAACGUGGGCAAGUGCCAAACGGUUCUCUGUCGGAACGGGAAGCCGUUGCCUCUGUCCAGAUCAUACGUCAUGAGCUGUGAAGAAGAACGGAAGAGAAUUAAACAGCACAAGGCCAUUAUCACGGAGGACGGCAAGGUGAACGGCGUGACGGAGUCCACGCGCAUCCUGGGCUACACCUUCCUGCACCCCAGCGUGGUGCCGCGCCCCCACGUGCAGUCGGUGCCCCUGACCCCCCAGGACGAGUUCUUCAUCCUGGGCAGCAAGGGCUUGUGGGACAGCCUGUCCAGCGAGGAGGCGGUGGCCGCCGUGCGCCACGUGCCCGACGCCCUGGCCGCCGCCAAGAAGCUGUGCACCCUGGCCCAGAGCUACGGCUGCCACGACAGCCUGAGCGCCGUGGUGGUGCAGCUCAGCGUCACGGAGGACAGCUUCUGCUGCUGCGAGCUGGGCGCGGGGGGCGCCGGGCCGCCGCCCAGCCCCGGCAUCUUCCCGCCGUCCGUCAGCAUGGUGAUCAAGGACCGGCCGGCCGACGCGCUGGGUGUGCCGUCCUCCAGCAGCGGCAUGGCCUCCGAGAUGAGCAGCGAGCUGUCCACGUCCGAGAUGAGCAGCGAGGUGGGCUCCACGGCCUCGGACGAGCCGCCGUCGGGCGCGCUGGCCGAGAGCAGCCCGGCCUACGCCAGCGAGCCCCGCUGCACGCUGCACCCCGGGGGCCUGGCCAGCGCCUUCCAGCGCCAGCUGUCCAGCGCCACCUUCUCCAGCGCCUUCUCCGACAACGGCCUGGACAGCGACGACGAGGAGCCCAUCGAGGGCGUCUUCAGCAACGGCAGCCGCGUGGAGGUCGAGGUGGACAUCCACUGCGGCCGCGCCAGGGAGAAGGAGGCGCAGCGCCUGCUGCACGUGCCGGCCGAGGCCAGCGACGAGGGCAUCGUCACCAGCGCCAACGAGGACGAGCCGGGGCUGCCCCGGAGGCCGGACGGCGCGGCGGGGACCAUCGGGCGGCGCAGGCCCAACGGCUCGGUGGCGCCCCAGGAGAGGAGCCACAACGUGAUCGAGGUGGCCGCCGACGCGCCGCUCCGCAAGCCCGGGGGCUACUUCGCGGCGCCGGCCCAGCCGGACCCCGAGGACCAGUUCAUCAUCCCCCCGGAGCUGGAGGAGGAGGUCAAGGAGAUGAUGAAGCAGCAGCAGCAGCCUGCGGGCCUGCAGCCGGCGCCAAGGCCGAGCCCCGGGGACCCGCUGCCGGACUACUGUGACACGCCACUAUGACCCCCCCGGACGCCCGUUGGCAAAUAAACUAACCGAGAAAGAGUCUCCCAGGCUCACGUUAAACCAGGGGUUCACUCCACGCCCUCUCCCACGCCCCCACCCUGUCCUGGCACCUCCUCUGUAGGUUCUCCUUCUGUUGGCCAUUUUUAAAAACAAUUACCACUUUUCUUCUAGUGAUGCUUUACCAAUAUGAUUUGAAUUUGUUAACCUCUUCCCCUAACAUAUCAGAUGUGUAAAGACAAAGAACAAAAGGUUUAAUAUAUUACAGAGAAACAGUUAAUGAUAAUGUAAUAUUUUUUAAAAUGGCUUUUUGUUGUUUUGUUUGGAAGGCAGGGCAGGUUGCCAGUGCUAAAUGAUUUAAUAAUAUUGUAAUUCUGUAUUUCUUUGGGGGAAAGGCUUUUUUUUUUUUUUUUUUUUUUUUGUCUUGAAAAUGAUAGACAUUUGUAGAAUAUGGAGACUAACUCCUAGGAGUUGCUUUACUCUGUCAGGUGACUUAAGUCACUGGGAUUCACUAAUUUUCUCUGAGAGAACAGUUGAUUGAGAAAUUUCUAUUGUAAAUAGCUCAGUGUUGUAUAGUGACGCUUCAGAUGUUUUGUAGUUUUGGCGUAAGGACACAGCCCACACCACUGACUUUCCUCUUCCUUCCCCUUCCCUUGCCCACCCCGCAGUGUGAAGGCUGAGCAGCCAAGAGCACUUCUGUUCAGAUAGGGUGGACCUUAGGCCACUAGAAACAAACCUGCACCCCAGGGGCCUCUGCACCUUUUUUCCUCCUCCCCUGUCCACCGCCCCCCCCAACCCUCCUGACUUUUGCAGACACUUUUUGUGUUCCUUACUGCUGCCACAAUCAGCAUGAUUGUAUAGCGUUCAAUUAGAUCAUUUACAUACCAAGAGUUAUAUUAAAGCAGAAUGCACAAAUGAACAUGUCAUAAUUUUUGUUAUAAUAAAUACAAAAUUUACAAGUA
Messenger RNA from Canis lupus familiaris (dog), 6180 nucleotides. It is a transcript of the gene PHLPP1, whose product is annotated as PH domain and leucine rich repeat protein phosphatase 1. Lineage: Eukaryota; Metazoa; Chordata; Mammalia; Carnivora; Canidae. The record is from RefSeq and is a predicted model, not a curated record. Gene Ontology annotation, molecular function: protein binding.